This is a messenger RNA of Zophobas morio, 1204 nucleotides long. RefSeq names its product choline/ethanolaminephosphotransferase 1-like. The record is from RefSeq and is a predicted model, not a curated record. The coding region runs from base 1 to 1137 and encodes 378 amino acids. Gene Ontology annotation, molecular function: diacylglycerol cholinephosphotransferase activity; ethanolaminephosphotransferase activity. Lineage: Eukaryota; Metazoa; Arthropoda; Insecta; Coleoptera; Tenebrionidae. Gene Ontology annotation, cellular component: Golgi apparatus; endoplasmic reticulum membrane. The transcript is spliced from 7 exons. Gene Ontology annotation, biological process: phosphatidylethanolamine biosynthetic process.
AUGAAACUGUGUAAAAUACGGCUACUAUCUAACAACCAAUUAAAAAAUUUACGCGACCAUCAAUAUUCAUGCCAAGGUACUACUAUUCUGGAAAGACUUUUCUUGUUGUCCUAUUGGGACUGGUUAACGUUGAAAGUGCCCAUUUGGAUCGCACCGAAUCUCAUCACAGUUGUGGGACUCAUCGUCAAUGUUGUGACUACUUUGAUUCUUGUAUGGUAUUCGCCGGACGCAAAGCAAGAAGCUCCCAAAUGGGCGUGCGGAUUUUGCGCUGUGGGCAUUUUCAUCUACCAAACUUUGGAUGGAAUAGAUGGAAAACAGGCUAGAAGAACUGGUACAGCCAAUCCUUUGGGCGAACUGUUUGACCAUGGUUGCGAUGCUAUAUCUAUAGUACUUCUGGCUGUCGCACUAUGUAUUGGCUUCCAAGCUGGCGACAUCCCAGAAGUAAUGCUCAUUUCGUGUUUUCUUGGUAUGACGCUUUUUUAUUUGGCCCAUUGGCAAAAGUACGUUUCGGGAACCUUACACUUUGGACAUAUCGACGUCAUAGAGGCCGAGUUUGCCACUUCAUGCAUUCUUUUAGUGUCUUCUGUUUUUGGACCUAGUGUUUGGUCAACGAAGAUCUUUGGACUACAAAUGGAGAUGAAGUGCAUAAUUUUAAUCAUAGCUGGAAUUAAUGCUUUUUUUAUUAUUGUAACAAGCUUGUCCGUUAUCUUCAGAGCGACAGUGAAAAACGAAUCGACAGUUGCUGGAACGAAUGCGUUAUCGCCUGCCAUACCACUUUUAAUCAUCGUUGUGUUCACGUUCAUUAUUUGGCAACAGUCAGCAGAGCAUAUCUAUGAAGAACAUCCGUGUUUGUUUAUUUUAACAUUUGGAUUAGCAACGUCCAAAGUGUGUAACAGUCUUAUGGUUGCUCAAAUGACGAAAAGUGGAAUUAAUUACAUCAAUUCAUCACAUUUAGGAGCUUUUAUUUUUUUCUUGAAUCAGUGUUUUGGUCCUUUUGUAAAGGAGUACUACCUUCUGUGGUUCUGCUUAGUUUUGGUACUAAUCGAUUUGCUGCUCUACUGUUAUCAGAUUUGUGCAGAAAUCAGUGAUUAUCUUGGGGUGAAAGUCUUUAAAAUACCCUAUUUAGAGCAACCAUGAGCAUCUUAGGUAUUUAAAUACGUCAUUCACUUUGUGUCAAAUAAUAAAAUAAGUAUAAUAAUUUGAU